GUUUCGCGGAUUUUUUAUUGUGAGCAAAUGAGUUAUUUUAGUUAUUAAAGUUUUAACGUUAAGUAUCUUUGAGAUAUAUUUUAUCAUGUAACGUUAUUGCUAUGAUUGUUUGAUUUAAUGAGUUGCAAUCAAGGUUCAAACUCAAACAACAGAAAAUGGCAGAACGACCAGAGGACUUCAACCUCCCAAACAGUGUAAUAACAAGGAUUGUGAAAGAUGCACUACCAGAUGGGGUAAAUGUUUCAAAGGAAGCAAGAUCUGCCUUUUCAAAAGCUGCCAGUAUUUUUGUUUUGUAUGCAACAUCUUCUGCCAACAACUUUGCUCUUAAAGCCAAAAGAAAAACACUUUCAGGAAACGAUGUGUUAACUGCAAUUGAAGAUAUGGAAUUUGAAAAUUUUCUGGAACCCUUACAGGAAAGUUUAGAAGCUUUUAGAAAAGAAAAGGCUAAAAAGAAUGAGUCAGGAGGAAAGGGCAAGAAAAAAAGGCCAGAAUCUGAUAAACCUGAUGUGGAAGGUGGUGAUGAAGAACAAGAAGUGGAAGAGGAUGAUGAUUUGAAUGAAGAAAAUCAGAAUUCUGAUGGAAAUUGAUCAAACUUGAAAUAAGUCAUCUCAUAAGCUGUAAAAUCAUCACAAUAAUGCAUCAUCUUGCCCCCCCCCCAAGUUUACAUUAUGCAUACAUGAAACAAAGCGAUUUUUGUAAAAAAAAAUAAAAUCAAAUGCUAUUUGAAAA
Messenger RNA from Limulus polyphemus (Atlantic horseshoe crab), 729 nucleotides. RefSeq names its product DNA polymerase epsilon subunit 3-like. The transcript has 5 exons. Gene Ontology annotation, cellular component: CHRAC; epsilon DNA polymerase complex. Gene Ontology annotation, molecular function: protein heterodimerization activity; chromatin DNA binding. Gene Ontology annotation, biological process: DNA damage response; heterochromatin formation; leading strand elongation. Bases 156 to 587 code for a protein of 143 amino acids. The record is from RefSeq and is a predicted model, not a curated record. Lineage: Eukaryota; Metazoa; Arthropoda; Merostomata; Xiphosura; Limulidae.